AGUGAUUGGUGCGGGGAUCAGCUUGGACUAGUCCGGCCCCCGCCCGAACAUCCGCCCGCCAGCCGGGCCUCCCUGAGAGCAGCGGCCUGCCAGGCCCACCACCUGCCAUGGUGCCGGGCAGCGGGCGGCCCCAACAGGUGGAUGGAGCGGAGCCUGUGGGAUGGGAGGAUGGAACGGGAUCCAAAGCCGCCCCGCUUCCGGGCCUUAUUCAGCCUCUGGCUGCCCAGGAAACAGCGGGCAAGGCCCGCUGGGGCACCAGUGCCCACCAUGGGCCCCAGCCUGAGCCAAGGCACGCAGGAUGAAGGUGUCGUCAAGGAGAUCUCGAUUACGCACCACGUCAAGGAGGGCUCGGAGAAGGCUGACCCUUCCCAGUUUGAACUCUUGAAAGUCCUGGGCCAGGGUUCCUUUGGCAAAGUCUUUCUGGUGAGGAAGAUCACCCGCCCUGACAAUGGGCACCUCUAUGCCAUGAAGGUGCUAAAGAAAGCAACCUUGAAAGUUCGGGAUCGAGUCAGGACCAAGAUGGAGAGAGAUAUCCUAGCUGACGUCAACCACCCAUUUGUGGUAAAGCUCCACUACGCCUUCCAGACAGAGGGGAAGCUCUAUCUCAUCCUGGACUUUCUUCGGGGAGGAGACCUCUUCACACGUCUCUCCAAAGAGGUCAUGUUCACAGAAGAAGAUGUGAAGUUUUACUUGGCUGAGCUGGCUCUGGGCCUGGAUCACCUGCAUAAGCUGGGGAUCAUUUACCGAGACCUCAAGCCUGAGAACAUCCUUCUGGAUGAAGAAGGGCACAUCAAGCUCACAGAUUUUGGCCUGAGCAAGGAGGCCAUCGAUCAUGAGAAGAAAGCCUAUUCCUUCUGUGGGACGGUGGAGUACAUGGCGCCUGAAGUCGUCAACCGCCAGGGCCACACCCACAGCGCCGACUGGUGGUCCUAUGGGGUGCUGAUGUUUGAGAUGCUAACGGGCUCCCUGCCCUUCCAGGGGAAAGAUCGGAAGGAGACCAUGACACUGAUUCUCAAGGCAAAGCUGGGCAUGCCCCAGUUUCUGAGCACUGAAGCACAAAGCCUCCUCCGAGCCCUGUUCAAGCGGAAUCCUGCCAACAGGCUGGGCUCUGGCAGUGAUGGGGCCGAAGAGAUUAAGAGGCAUAUCUUCUACUCUACCAUUGACUGGAAUAAACUGUUUCGUCGUGAGAUCAAACCCCCCUUCAAGCCUGCAGUUGCCCAACCUGAUGACACCUUCUACUUUGACACAGAGUUCACUUCCCGAACACCCAAGGACUCUCCGGGGAUCCCGCCCAGCGCCGGGGCCCACCAGCUCUUCCGGGGCUUCAGCUUUGUGGCUACAGGCUUGAUGGAAGAUGAUGGCAAGGUCCGGACCCCCCAAGCCCCACUGCACUCAGUGGUCCAGCAACUUCAUGGGAAGAGCUUGGUUUUCAGUGAUGGCUACAUCGUGAAGGACACCAUUGGAGUUGGCUCCUAUUCCCUGUGUAAACGCUGUAUCCACAAGGCCACCAACAUGGAGUAUGCAGUCAAGGUCAUUGACAAGAGCAAGAGGGACCCCUCGGAGGAGAUAGAGAUCCUUCUGCGCUAUGGCCAACAUCCCAAUAUUAUCACCCUGAAAGAUGUAUAUGAUGACGGCAAGCACGUAUACCUGGUGACGGAGCUGAUGCGGGGCGGAGAGCUCCUGGACAAGAUCCUUCGGCAGAAGUUCUUCUCCGAGCGUGAGGCAAGCUCUGUCCUGCACACCAUCUGCCGGACCAUGGAGUACCUGCACUCCCAGGGGGUAGUGCACAGGGACCUGAAACCUAGCAACAUCCUUUACGUGGACGAGUCUGGGAACCCUGAGAGCAUCCGAAUCUGUGACUUCGGCUUUGCCAAGCAACUUCGAGCAGAGAACGGACUCCUCAUGACCCCCUGCUACACCGCCAACUUCGUAGCCCCAGAGGUCCUGAGGCGCCAGGGUUAUGAUGAAGGCUGCGACAUCUGGAGUCUGGGUGUCCUUCUCUAUACCAUGCUGGCUGGAUGCACUCCCUUUGCAAAUGGGCCCAGUGAUACCCCAGAAGAGAUCCUGACCCGAAUCGGUGGAGGAAAAUUCUCUCUCAGCGGUGGAAACUGGGACACAAUUUCAGAAACUGCCAAAGACCUGGUGUCCAAGAUGCUCCACGUGGACCCCCACCGGCGCCUGACUGCCAAGCAGGUUCUCCAGCACCCGUGGGUCACGCAGAAGGACAAGCUUCCCCAGAGUCAGCUGACCCACCAGGACGUGCAGCUAGUGAAGGGUGCCAUGGCAGCCACCUACUCGGCACUGAGCAGUUCCAAGCCCACCCCCCAGCUGAAGCCUAUCGAGACUUCUGUCCUGGCCCAGCGGCGGGUGAAGAAGCUGCCCUCCACCACGCUGUGAAGGUUUUGGGGCUGCACCGUCACCGUAGACUCUGCACAUUUCCCUGAGGAAAUCCGCACGUAACCUGCCUGGGCAGGGAACUGGGACCCAGCCAGGUGGGAGCUCCGGGCAAGCUGCCGGCUUGGAUGGGCUCCCCUGGAGGAUGGGGGAGGAAGCAUUGCCAAGUGCCUUCCUGCUCCCACAGCACGGACCAUUUUUGGCAGGGACUUUCCUGACUGGAAUCAAUCACUGUACAAACUCCUUUUUUUAAAAAAAGUCAAAAAGCCGGGGUGCGGGUGGUGAUCAGUUAUUUUGUUUUCCAAGAUCUGUUUGUUGGGAAGGAGCAACAUUAACCACAGACAAAGGAGGGCCACAGAGCAAGACGAAGGGACCCUCCGUCCCUGGGGAAGGGCUCGGGCAGGCUCCAUUUCCGGGCCUUGGACUUGUCAGACUGGAUGGGAGGGGAGGGAGAUGGAGUGGAGGAUGUCUGUCUUUGGUGCUUCUGAGAUUUGAGGGUCUGCUCCAUGGACACCUUCUCCGGAUUCCCUCUCCAGAGGCUAAGGGCUUCCAGCCGCCUGUCUUCACUUCAGUCCCUCGGCCUUGCAAUAAAGGGAUUCUUUCCCCAGGAUCCUCUUGGGCCUAGCUUCAAGAAAGGUUAUGGAGCUGCUUUCUGUGGCCAGUGGAGCCAGAAGCAGCCUGGGCAGGUGGCUUAUGGCUGGUUUUAUCCCAACUGAACAAUUAAAAUGCAGGCUUAAGCCCUCCCUCCACCUGCCCCACCCUGCCACCUGCCAGAGUAGGAGUACCAGGGAUCUGAAAGCACUUUUUGAAUGACUUGAGAUUCACCACUGGACAGAACUCCCUAGAGCCAAACAGAAUUUUGAGUCUAUGUUGGGCUCACAGAAGGAGAGAGCAAGAGUUAGGGCUUUGUUUUGGUCUUCGUUUUUUUUUUUUUUUAAUUUGUUCCUUGGCUUGUUACUCAGGGUUCAUCUGUCUGUAAACUUUCUAAUAAACUUAUUUCUGAGUUGA
Messenger RNA from Dromiciops gliroides (monito del monte), 3402 nucleotides. It is a transcript of the gene RPS6KA1, whose product is annotated as ribosomal protein S6 kinase A1. Gene Ontology annotation, molecular function: magnesium ion binding; ribosomal protein S6 kinase activity; ATP binding. The transcript has 21 exons. The record is from RefSeq and is a predicted model, not a curated record. Gene Ontology annotation, biological process: positive regulation of DNA-templated transcription; intracellular signal transduction; protein phosphorylation. The coding region runs from base 142 to 2397 and encodes 751 amino acids. Lineage: Eukaryota; Metazoa; Chordata; Mammalia; Microbiotheria; Microbiotheriidae.